GGCAGAUGAUGUUGAUGGUGUAGACAUGGCUUACAGGGUAGUGGCUGAUCAUAUUCGCACAUUGACCAUAGCUCUCUUGGACGGAAGCUGGCCAGAUAAUGUUGGAAGAGGAGCGUAUCAAGCACUCAACUUCAAGCAUGAAAAUCUGUCGCUGAUUCAACCCCGAUUCGUGGCGCCCCUGCCUCCUCUUCAACCAGCGGUACUGAAGAUCAUCUGGAGUAUUAUGUUCAUGAGUGUGGAGACAUCUUAAACCAUCAGCAUGAAGCUACCGGCAGACUCAACCGACGCUAAACACAUUAUGGAGCAUGUCUUUGCACAGGUGUCGA
Strongylocentrotus purpuratus (purple sea urchin) is the source of this 326-nucleotide messenger RNA. RefSeq names its product alanine--tRNA ligase, cytoplasmic-like. The transcript has 3 exons. Gene Ontology annotation, biological process: alanyl-tRNA aminoacylation. Lineage: Eukaryota; Metazoa; Echinodermata; Echinoidea; Camarodonta; Strongylocentrotidae. Gene Ontology annotation, molecular function: ATP binding; alanine-tRNA ligase activity. Gene Ontology annotation, cellular component: cytoplasm. The coding region runs from base 26 to 250 and encodes 74 amino acids. The record is from RefSeq and is a predicted model, not a curated record.